Messenger RNA from Centropristis striata (black sea bass), 3152 nucleotides. Its product is annotated as cell surface A33 antigen-like. Gene Ontology annotation, cellular component: plasma membrane. The transcript has 6 exons. The record is from RefSeq and is a predicted model, not a curated record. Bases 339 to 1799 code for a protein of 486 amino acids. NCBI's taxonomy places the organism in Eukaryota, Metazoa, Chordata, Actinopteri, Perciformes, Serranidae.
GACUUUUUUAUCGUCUCUCAGCAAUGUUGGCAAACAGGCAGUUUGGAUGGCGAAAGCUGUUUCUGAUACUCUCAGGUAGGUUUUGUGCUUUUUUCUUUCUGUUUUCUAUAAACCACUGCCACACCUUUAUGCUAUUAUCACCUGCGUUAAUCAUUAAUCCAACUUCUUGCUCCUCAACCGGAAGCAGAGUUGGGUUUAACUGAAAACAGACCUGUAGUAUUCAGCUUGACUUAAAAGAAACAAACAUUAUAUUACAUUUUAACAGUGUAGUUAGAGUUAAUUUUGAUAAAUUCUACAAAUUGUCUCUGUCCUUAAUAUCACAUUAUAUUUAAAUAUACAUGUAUUCAUUUAGAUUAAUUAUUAUGACUGAGAAAAAUAUAUAUAACUAUGUAUUUCUUUUUAUUUCAGUGCUUCCCUGCUGCAGAAGUAUGAAGGUUUCUAUUCCAGAGAAAGAAUACGAGAUUGCAAGAGGAGAAGAUAUUACUUUGACCUGUUCCUUCGCUCCAGCCAGAGCAAUCGGCAACGCACUCGUUGUCACAUGGGAAGUUUACCCUGAAAAAGAGGGUGAUCCAACGAAAUCUGUGGGCACCUACUUUAUCAACAACCCCAUUGACAUCGCACCUGCUUAUGAAGGAAGAGCCACAAUGGAGGUUGAUGUUGCCAGACUAGUGAGCACACUGACCAUAAAACAAGUGACCAUUCAGGACAGCCGCAUUUAUCAGUGCAGCGUCAUUGUCCCGAAUGAUGACGAGGGAAACACUGCCGCCUCCACUUUCGUUUUGGUCCUGGUGCCUCCCUCUCCGCCAAACUGUGGGAUUGAGGGAGAAGCAACGUACUUUCAAGAUAUUUCUCUCACCUGCGCGUCUGUGGAGGGAUCCCCAACACCCGGAUAUACCUGGAGGACCUAUACUGUCCAAAACAUGCCCAGAGAAUUUCCACCGAAGACAACCGAAGCAAAUGGAGUUCUAAAACUCUUCAAUAUUACAAGAGAGACGUCUGGCUUCUUCAUUUGUACUUCAACAAAUCGGAUUGGUUCUGCCAGCUGUAACUUGACUUUAGCUGUGACACCCGGCAGCAUGAACAUCGGCUCCACUGCGGGUAUAAUUGUAGGAGUCCUUGCAGGUGUGGUGUUGCUGGGGAUCAUCAUCUUCUGUUGCUGCUGCAGGAAAAAGGACAAAAAGGACGAAUAUGCUGAAGGGGCUCCUGGAGAAGCUGAGUUUUAUGACAAAGAUGCUCCUGAAGUUGACGUGUCGUACCGGGAUGACGAGUCAAGGGGUGAGAUAACGAAGGUCAACCAGCGCGAGGACAAAGCCGCCAUUCCUCUAAACAACUACAGAGAAGAAUCAGCCGCACCAAAGUUUGAGGAAGAUCAACACAGUUAUAACAGUAAAGACAGGUAUGAGGGCAAGGGCAGUGAAGUUGGCUCUCAACGGUAUCAGGACGACCAGCGCGAUCACCGCCGUGGAAGUCAUGACCGCCUUGAGGAUGAACGUGACCGUUACAGAGGCAGCCGCGAUCGUUUGGACGAUCAGCGUGAUCGUUACACUGGCAGUCGCGAUCGCCUUGAUGAUAAACGCAACUAUCACAGCGGAAGUCGUGACAGGCUCGAUGAUCAGCGAGACCGUUACGGAGGUAGUCGCGAUCGUUUGGACGAUGAACGCGAUCGCUACAGAGGAAGUAGAGACCGUCUGGACGAUCAGCGCGAUCGUUACGGAGGCAGUCGGGAUCGCCUUGAUGACCGGCGUGGAAGUCGGGACCGACUCGAUUACGCUGACGAUGAAUCCAGAAACCGCUAUUAAUAACCUUGUGUUACUGAAAGUUCUCUAAACGGCCUAAAAAAUGUUUAAACACAUAUGCGUUUGGUCGUGUAUCCAUCCAUCUAUCAUACUACCGGACCAACCACCAUUAGAUUUUUCAUGUUAUUCAUGCAAAACGCAACAGUGUAAACAUCGCCGCCAUCACUUUCUAUCAUUAAUUGUCAUCUCUGGCUUAAUAAUAUCAUCCAGAGGUGCACACAGCUCAGUGAAUUUCAUCGCCAGAACCAGGACCUGUGUCUGUCUGACUGCCGGUACAGCACUAAUACAUACCAAAGUAAACUGAUUUUGCUGUGAUUUAAUUGCAAUAAACACAUCAAAAGAAUGCAGAAAUAACUGCAACAUGAUGCAAACGUUUAAAAAGUCUGAAUUUAUGCUUUGUCACGUAUUUCCACAAGAUGACAAGCAAAACAUUUUUAAAAUGCUUGUUUUCACAACAGAGUUUGGAUCAAUCACAGCUACACUUUGUAGGUGAUUAGACUAUUUUCCAUAUUGCUUAUUUCAAAGUCCCAAACCAAAUUAUACUGAUUUUGCCUCAUCAUAACCCUGCUUACUACUGUUAACUAUCAUGUAAACAUACUUUUAAACAUAUUUUUAACGUGCGUCAAAAACUUCAUUUUAUAGAUUAUUGCAUUUUCAAGUGCCAGUUUGUAUUGUUCUGCAAUCUGCGUGUGCAACUUUUUCUGUAUGUUUUUGUGUGUAAAUGAUUUCCAUAAGAUGUAAAAGCUGUUUUUAUAUGAGGCUAAUUCAAAUAUCAUCUAGACAAGCUUUGUGACGUCUUUCCACAAGAUGACAAGCAAAAAUGUUUGUUUAACCUGUAGUUUGCGAUUAAAAGUUAUAACGUGCUUCAACUGCACCUACAUCCACUUUGUAUAGGCCUAGAUCAUUGCAUUUUUAAGUGUCAGUUUAUUUUUAACUUAAUUUUACUUGUGCAUGUGUAACUUUUCUGUAGCCUAUGCUUUUGUGUGAAAAUGAUUCCCUUUGAAUGUAAAAACUUUUUUUUAUAAGAAGCUAAUUCAAAUAUCAUCCAGAGAUGCACACAGCUGAGCGUCCCAAUUUUUGUGUGUGAUUUAUGCCUAAUUGUACUAAACAGAUCAAAAGGAUGCGUAACUACAACAUGAUAGACUACAAAUGUGUAAAAAGUCUGAUAUUUUGCUUUAUCACGUCUUUCCACAAGAUGACGAGCAAAAAUGUUGGAUUAUUGCAUUUUAACUGCCAGUUUAUUUUGAACUUAAUUAAGCUUGUGCUUAUGCAACUUUUUCUGUUUGCUUUUGUAUGAAAGUGAUUCCCAUUGAAUGUAAAACGUUUUUUUUAAAGAAGCUAAUUCAGAUCUAGCUA